Messenger RNA from Triplophysa dalaica, 3349 nucleotides. Its product is annotated as zinc-alpha-2-glycoprotein-like. The transcript is spliced from 11 exons. Gene Ontology annotation, cellular component: external side of plasma membrane. The record is from RefSeq and is a predicted model, not a curated record. Gene Ontology annotation, biological process: immune response. NCBI's taxonomy places the organism in Eukaryota, Metazoa, Chordata, Actinopteri, Cypriniformes, Nemacheilidae. The coding region runs from base 209 to 1558 and encodes 449 amino acids.
CAGUUUAAACUCCUGACUGCCGAGAUCUCCUGUUAACUGUUGACGCAGCGUUCACUCUUCAUGUAUUGGUUUAUUACCUGAAGGGUGUGGAUGAGAUCGGGUGUUUAUUGACUUGUCAGACAGGUUUCAUUUUACCAGGAGCGAUCGGUCUAUACGGACGGAGUUAACGCGCUCAGUGCUCGUUCACGAGCUGCCGAACGUUUGCGAAAUGGGUCUGAAUAUCGUUCUGUGUUCGCUUGUUCUGCUUGGUACUGUUGUACAGAUCCAGGCCGAGACACAUUCCCUGUACUACAUGUACACAGCUUUGUCCAAACCAGUGAAUCUGCCGGGCAUCUAUGAAUUCACUGCUAUGGGUUUACUGGAUGACCGACAGAUUGAUUAUUACAAUAACAAGGAUCAGAAAAAGAUUCCUAAACAGUCGUGGAUGAAAGAGAAAAUGCCAGCGGAUUACUGGGAAAAAGGCACCCAAUCCAGAAAGAGCAAAGAGCAGUGGUUUAAUGUGAAUGUCAACAUUCUGAUGGAGCGGAUGAGACACAAUCAUUCAGAUGUUCAUGUUCUUCAGUGGAGACACGGCUGUGAAAUUAAUGAUAAAGAAAAUAUAGUGACAUUUUCAAGAGGCAUCGAUCAGUACAGCUAUGAUGGCGACGACUUCCUUUCUUUUGACGAUAAGGUUUCACAGUGGGUUGCUCCAGUUGAUGCCGCUGUCGCCACCAAAGUGAAAUGGGAUAAUGUGCCCAUCCUGAACCAGUACACCAAGGGCUACCUGGAGAAAGAGUGUGUGGACUGGCUCAAUAAAUUCAGAGAAUAUGGACAAGAGGAACACAAAAAAGUCUCUCCUCCAGAGGUUUAUGUGUUUGCAAGAAAAUCUCCCCGUGACAAAAACAAGCUGAAGCUCACCUGUCUGGCCACUGGCUUCUACCCCAAAGAUGUGAAAGUGUUUAUUAGGAAGUAUCGCACAUCCCUGCCUGAAAAUGAAAUGGAAUCCUCAGGAGUCAGACCAAACCAUGAUGGAACGUACCAGCUGCGAAAGAGUGUGUUGAUCAUGGAGAAUGAAAAAGCGGAUUAUGAUUGUUUUGUUAAUCACAUUACCCUUAAAAAUCCAGAAAUCAAAGUAUGGGAUGGAAAAUGUAAAGACUGCAAUGAAGGGGGUUUUCUGGUUAUUGGUGUGGGGAUCGGAGUUGUGGUCACAUUACUUUUUGUUGCGGCAGGCAUAGGCUUAUAUGUUUACAGGAGAAGAUCAGCAAACAACACACAGAACAGAACAGCUCAAGUUAAUGUUCCUCCCCCGGCUGCAGCCCCAAACAACAGUGGAGCUAAACCUGAAGAGAAUGAAGCUUUGUUGCCUAAUAAAUCUGCAAACAACGACACAGUUAUCCUACUGCCUAUUGAUGCUCCAAACAACAAUGCACCUAAACCUGGAGAGAAUGGAGCUUUGCUGUCGGGCAAGUCUGGUGAAGGAGACUGUGCAGAUGUUGACUCUGGAAAAGGGAACUCGAGCGAAUCAGAGAAGAGCUCGAAAAGCUCUCAGGAGAAUAUGAAUGAACAUGAGCGUGUCUAGUGCAGCUUAGGAAUGGAAGGAAGAAUAAAGACCCUUUCUGCUCUCUCCUGCUGUAUUUUCAGAAUAGAAAAGUCCUAAAAAAUAUUGUUUUGGAUCUGUUGCACUUUUUGUUUGAGCUUUUUGUACUGAAUCCUAGAAGCUGCUUAGCAGAUACAUAGAAUAGAUUCAACUAGCUAUCUUUAACUCUAAAGUAAUAAUGAAGUUUUGGCAUUAGUGAGUAAAUUGAAAACAAGCUUUCUACAUGAGUUGUAAAGAAGUGCAUCAAAACAUACAAACCAGUCUCAAGGCAGUUUGUACCAUAGGCAGGAAAUCUAUUAAUUUGUGUUCAUGGACAAAUUUAGGUGUCACUCAGUCUGACUUUUAAUGCACAGACUGUGUGUGUAUGUACAUUUACAUAUGUAUAACCUGAUAUCAAAAGAAGUCGUAAAUAUUUUUGAAUAAGUGGCUAACCAACACCUUACCUCACCCCAAACCCUAAAACCAAAGCCGCGAAUUUUGCUAAAAACACGAGUUUCACGAGGUGGCAAAGCAAUGAUAAAUAGAGUCCCUAACUCCGCCCCUAAACCUAACAUCACAGGGUCAAAUCAUUACAAAAAAUACUAAUGAGAUCUGGGAAAAAGAUAUAGGCAUGAAUUACUAUCAGAUGGCGUUGAUUUUUAUUUCCACAUAUAAAAGAGACCGCGUAUCAUAUGUUAGACUUAAAGUCGUCCUGACUCACACGAAAAAAGGGGAAAUUUUCUAUCAUCAACACUUAUGAAUAGAUUACAGUUCUUGACAAUGUCCCGAUUUCCCUUGAGACUGUGUUGAAAUGUAACAUUUCAAAAUCUGACAGCCUUUUAUCUAGUUUGAGGUAAAGGCAGAAGUAUUGCUCGACUAUAGGAAAAAUACAACACUACAGUUAUACAGGAAAAUAUCUUGAAAGAUUUUGCACUUCAUGAAUUAGAUCAUAGUUGAGUCAACAUGGUGUGGUUACUCAAUUUGGCUCCAUAUAAAAUGUAUUCAGUCAAACCACUACAUACAUUAAGAGUGUUUAUUUCACUUAGGUCACAACAUUUCAGUUAUUAUAAAGUGAGUUGUGUUACAUCGUGUUAUACUUUAUAGCUUUGUGAAUGCUUUUAAGCUUUAAAGUUGUAUUUUAACAUGUUUAUUUUGAUGUCAUCAUUAGUGCUUCAUUUGUUCUUAAUUGUCUCAUUGCAAUGUAUAAUGAAACUGUUGUGUGGUCAGCAAGUUUGAGCGCAACAUUGGACAGUGUUUGACAGGGUCCUGUACACUACAUAAAAAAUGUUUCGUUCUUGGUAAAAAGUUUAAAUCAUUUUAAAAGUACAUGAAUGAUUUGUGUUUUGUUAAAGUAUUAUUGCUUAAACUGUGCAGAGAACAAAUAUUUAACAGCACGCUUUGCAUAAUGCUACUUAUGGUGAAUACUUUUUGUGUUUUUCAAUAGACAGAAAUCGUUGAGGUUUAAAUUUUUAGUUUAUUUUAUUUCUAAAUAUUGUGGUUACCAUUAUUUAGAAGAUCAUUGUUCUUCUUCUAAAACUUUCCCAGUUUAGAGCUUUAAAUCAAAAUAUGAAACUUAAAAAUAAAAAUCAUGUUUAUUUAACAAACAUUAAUUGGGCGUCUUGAACAUAAAUUAUGAUGAGUAAUCAUAACACUACUGUGUCUAGACGAUGUGCAUAUGAUUUGUGUUAGUCCAACAGAUUUUGUUUCUGUGUAAAAAGUAUUAAUGUGUUUACUGUAAAAUUCAAGCAUCAUCAGCCCUGCUAAAAAUAAAUAGACAAGCUGUCAUGUUUACAA